Molecule: messenger RNA, 2699 nt
Organism: Gastrolobium bilobum
Lineage: Eukaryota; Viridiplantae; Streptophyta; Magnoliopsida; Fabales; Fabaceae
Product: cyclin-dependent kinase F-4-like
Exons: 18
Coding region: 1153-2589 (478 amino acids)
Biological process (GO): protein phosphorylation; intracellular signal transduction
Cellular component (GO): nucleus; cytoplasm
Molecular function (GO): protein serine/threonine kinase activity; ATP binding
Source: RefSeq, a predicted model, not a curated record
AGAAGGCGGUGGUGAGGUGACCAAAGAAGGCCUAAAGGGAACGCAUAGCAUAAAUUAGGUGAGGUGAGGCGAGGCGAGGGACACGCACUUUCUAAUUUGUAAUUUCUAUUUCUUGGUUGGCACGAAGCGAAGCUAAGCAGACAGAGAAGAGAGAGAAAGCGUGAGAGAGAAAAAGAAGGGUAUCGAAUACGAAGAAGCUCUGGAUUCCACCCCUUCCCGUCCUUUGAGACGGUGGCUAUGCUGCUUGCUCUUCAGAUUGGUCUGGAUUUAAAUCUAAAGGGUCGUGAUUUAUAUUUUGAGACAUGGAGGGAGCUUGUUUCUGGACAAAUUGCCACAAGUAUCGGUCUUUUACAUUCCAAAAAGUUCUUGAUUGGCGGUUUUUCAUCCUUGGAGAUUUUCUUCUGGUUUCCUUUGUUAAUUGCACUUAGUGUUCCGUUCCCCAUUAAUGAUCAGCACAGGGUACGUGAUGCUAGUUUCUUCUGAUACAGGUGCUGCAUCUUUAGUGCACUUGUACAAUGCAUUGCUGACCCAACAUUCAGUUAAAAUUUCUGGUAAAUCCUCUUCUGGGGGCUGAAGUAUAUACAUUGUUGACUGAAUAUUGGAUUCUGCCUGUAUCUUUGAGUGAAGCAUUUGCAUUGGAUCAGUGCGGAUUGUAGUUAUUGGCAAUCGUCUCCUUGUUGCUCUUUAUGGGUAUUGUUGCCGGCAAUACAUCAGUUACCUGAAGGUUCUGAAUCAAAUCCUAUUAGAUUAGAUGAAGUAGAUAUCAUUCUAGUCCUGAAGUCUUGGGUCAUAGUGAUUUUAGCUACAGAUUAAUGCUAUUGCUUUGAUCAAUAGUUUUGGUUGGACUUGAGAAGUGUCAGUAUGAUCUCUGGUUCUUGUUCAUUUCUACCUCCCCUGUCCUGCAACCAUUACAAAGCUGUGGAUCUAUUAAUGAAUAAGGCUGUGCAGCCCUUCCAUCAGAAAGUUUCUGCGUCUAUGCUGUCUUUUCCCAUGACAGAAAAUUGAUGGUGGAUUUUGCUGAACCAGCAGGCAUCUGUUAAUAUUUUAUACACCUUUGAGAAUCAUCUACAAGAGAUAAAUGCCAUCUAUCUUUUGUGUUUUUGUUUACAUUUUUUGAAUAAAGAAAGUGCUACUUUGUGUUCCACGGCAACAAUGGAAAGGUACAAGUUAAUUAAGGAAGUUGGUGAUGGAACUUUUGGGAGUGUCUGGAGAGCUAUUAAUAAGCAAACUGGCGAAGUUGUUGCGAUCAAGAAAAUGAAGAAAAAAUAUUAUUCUUGGGAGGAGUGUGUAAACCUUAGAGAGGUCAAGUCAUUACGAAAAAUGAACCACCCAAAUAUUGUGAAGCUGAAGGAAGUUAUUCGAGAAAGUGACAUUCUGUACUUUGUUUUUGAGUACAUGGAAUGCAACCUGUACCAACUAAUGAAAGACAGGGAAAAACUGUUUUCUGAAGGUGAAGUUAGAAAUUGGUGUUUUCAAGUUUUCCAAGGUCUCGCAUACAUGCACCAGCGUGGAUACUUCCAUCGUGACCUAAAGCCUGAAAACUUGCUGGUUACCAAGGAUAUCAUCAAAAUUGCUGAUUUUGGCCUAGCCCGAGAGAUCAGUUCACAACCACCCUACACUGAGUAUGUCUCCACACGAUGGUAUCGUGCUCCUGAAGUGCUGCUUCAGUCGUAUCUGUAUAGCUCUAAAGUUGACAUGUGGGCAAUGGGUGCUAUAAUGGCUGAGCUGCUCACUCUCCGUCCUCUUUUUCCUGGUGCCAGUGAAGCGGAUGAGAUCUACAAAAUAUGUGGUGUGAUUGGUAAUCCAACCACUGAAUCAUGGGCUGAUGGGCUCAAACUUGCAAGGGAAAUCAACUAUCAGUUUCCACAGCUUGCUGGUGUACAUCUUUCUGUAUUGAUCCCAGCUGCAAGUGAUGAUGCAAUCAACCUUAUCACUUCACUUUGUUCAUGGGAUCCAUGCAAGAGGCCAACAGCUUCAGAGGCCCUUCAACAUCCUUUUUUCCAGAGUUGCUUUUACAUUCCUCCAUCCCUUCGAACCAGAGCAGUAGCAAGAACUCCACCUGGUUUGUUAUAUUUAUAUAUUUUGUUAGCUGCGGAUAUGCUUGUUGUACAUUUGUACAGGAUCUUAAUUGUCGCCCUUUUCUCAGCUGGAGCCAGGGGAGCACUGGAUCAGCAAGGGGUCAAGAGAUAUUCUGGUGCUUUGCCUAAUUCAAAGCUCACAAAUAAUUUUUCUUCCCCAAAACUACAUCCUCCUUUGGUUUCAGGGGUGCAACGGAAGCUGGAUAUGGUAAAUCUGAAUGGAAUUAAGAACGAAAAAUCAAUAAAGACUAUUAAACAAUCAAAAUAUCGACAGCCAGGAAAGGACAGCCCAACUUCUCUAAAUAAGGGGAGGACUGGACGUGGGGUUUCAGAAACAGCCGAGAGGUUGGCCAAUAUGUCUGUUGGUACUCGAAGACAAUCGAUGGGACAAGCCCGUCCUCCUCCAAUGAAGGCUGGAGUCAAUUGGAUUUCUGAAUCUGGAAACUACAUGCUCAGGACAGCACAACAGAUUCCGACUGGAAGAACUUUCCCAAGAAAAGUGGCCGGAUGAGAAGUAUGUGUUCACGUGGAGAUUCUAUAAUGCUCAAUAUUGUUUAUGUUCUAGUAUAAAUAAUCAAAUAUUAUGUGGGUUUGGGACUUUCAUCUGAUGACUUUGGCGAA